UGAGAUGAAGGGUAAGAGCACUGCACAGUCCAAAUAGAAAAUUGCCAGUGAGUCUGACAAGGAAACAGCAGCGCAGCGGAGUGAGCAAUGCCGGAGCUUCCAGAGGUAGAGGCGGCGAGGAGGGCCGUUGAGUAUAACUGCGUCGGAAAGAGGAUAACAAAGUGCGUUGUCGCCGAUGAUUCUAAGGUGAUCCAUGGUGUCUCUCCCUCCGACUUCCAAGCUUCCGUCCUCGGCAAGCUCAUCGUCGCUGCUCACCGUAAGGGAAAGAACAUGUGGCUUCAACUUGAUUCUCCUCCUUUUCCUUCCUUCCAAUUCGGUAUGGCUGGUGCUAUAUACAUUAAAGGAGCUGCAGUAACAAACUAUAAAAGGUCUGCUGUAAAAGACGAGGAUGAGUGGCCCUCAAAAUAUUCAAAAAUUUUCAUUGAGUUAGAUGAUGGUUUGGAGUUGUCUUUCACUGACAAAAGGCGAUUUGCUAAAGUUCGUCUGCUCAAAGAUCCGACAUCAGUGCCUCCCAUAUCCGAGCUUGGUCCUGAUGCACUUUUCGAACCUAUGACACUUGAGAAGUUUACGGAGUCUUUGCACAAGAAGAAAACUGAAAUCAAGGCUUUAUUACUUGAUCAAAGCUUUAUUUCAGGUAUUGGAAAUUGGGUGGCAGAUGAAGUGUUAUACCAAGCAAGAAUUCAUCCGCGGCAGGUGGCUUCUAGCCUGUCUAAUGAAAGCUGCUCAAAUUUGAGCAAGUGCAUUAAAGAGGUUAUUCAUUUGGCUGUUGAAGUUGAUGCCGACUGUAGCCGUUUUCCUCUUGAAUGGUUAUUUCAUUUUCGAUGGGGAAAAAAGCCUGGAAAAAUAACAAUUGAAGUUGGAGCAGAAAGUAGUCAGUAUCCCACCAAUUGGAUAUUUCAUUCACGUGAAAAGAAGCCCGGCAAGGCUUUUGUUGAUGGGAAAAAAAUUGACUUCAUCACAGCUGGUGGCAGGACAACUGCUUACGUGCCAGAGUUGCAAAAGCUAAGUGGAUCUCUAGAUGUAAAAGAAACUGGUAAGCCUAAUAAAAGGCAAGCCUCAAAGAAAGUAAGGGUAGAUGAUGACACUGAAAAACCAACAAAUGGGGAAGUGGACGAUUUGGGAAGUGUCAAAUCAAAGAAGGGGACAAAGGCUGGAGCUAAAGGUAGGAAGCCUUCAAAAAAGAAAAAGUCAGGGGGAAGUGAUGAAGACAAAGAUAGUAGUGAUGUUGGUACUGAUUAUGAUAGUGAUCAAGUUGAAAAGAAGAAUCCAGGCAACGUGGCUAGUAGGAAACAAGCUGGGGGAGAGAAGCAAUCAAACAGGAGAGUUCAAAGCAAUCAAACUAGUUGGAGUGCUAAAAGGAAAGCUAAGUAACAACUAUGGGGUUUGCAUAGUUUUGUCAUCCACUGUGUUCACACUAGAACAGAAGGAUGGUUAUGUGCCUGCAACUUUGUUUGCUGUUUAAUAUGUUGUCUUUUUGAUCUGUUGGUCGGCUUGUGCAUGAUAAUUUAAUUUCCACAUGUUAAGCAGACAAAUGGAAGGCAAGAGUAGGAUGCCUUCAAUUUUUGUGACUAUUGUUAAUGCUCACUUCUUGUGUACACAAGCCACAAGGUAUUUUUUAUGUUAUGACUCGAGAUGCAAUUUCUUGGACGUCCAUUAUUAAACAGUUUAUCAAUGAAGGUCACAACGAUUUUGCUUCUAA
Glycine soja is the source of this 1699-nucleotide messenger RNA. Its product is annotated as formamidopyrimidine-DNA glycosylase. Gene Ontology annotation, molecular function: DNA-(apurinic or apyrimidinic site) endonuclease activity; damaged DNA binding; zinc ion binding. Gene Ontology annotation, biological process: base-excision repair. Gene Ontology annotation, cellular component: nucleus. The record is from RefSeq and is a predicted model, not a curated record. The transcript is spliced from 11 exons. NCBI's taxonomy places the organism in Eukaryota, Viridiplantae, Streptophyta, Magnoliopsida, Fabales, Fabaceae. Bases 88 to 1371 code for a protein of 427 amino acids.